AUGGAAUACACCUGGCUCUACUCCCUGUGCCAGUGCCUCCUCUCUGUCUCUUUGAUCGUGGUGAGCGUGAGGUUGUGCAUGGCCCUGGCCGGCUCCGGCUCAGAGGCCCGGUCCCGGGACGCAGCCAGGGGCUCCGGCCACUACAAGGGCAUUGUCUCCUCCAGCCUCCGCCUCUGCCUGGGCUGGGUGGGCGCACUUGGAGGCGCACUGGAGGUGCCUGCGUUUGUGCUGCUGGACAUGCGCUCCCCGCGCUGCCUGUACACGUGCAUGAUCCUGGUGUGCUGCCCUCUGCUGGCCAGGCAGUUCACCGUGUGCCUGCUGCUGCUGCUCAGCCUGGACGGCCACCUGCAGCAGCGCCUGGCCGGCCGGUAUUCCCUGGUGGUCACCCGUCGACGGGCCCUGUGUGUGGUUCUGCUGUGCUGGAUGGGCUCAGUGGUGUUCUCCUUCUCCCAGUUGAUGGGAUCAGACAUGCUGUACACCUGGAGCGGUGCAGCCGAUCCAGAAGGGGGCACGUCCGGUCUGGGUCUGGGGGACAACCGGACCUCCUCCCUGUCCCCUAAUACUCCUCUUCCUCAAUCCACUCCCAAGCCUCCCAGGUACCCCCUUAAUUACCUGGUGAUAGGGAAGGACCUACCGUACGGAGGUUUCUUAUCCAAGGUCUACAUGGAGGACUUGAGUAACUUCUCCUACGCAGAGAUCCACGGUAGCCACUUUGGGGUCUGUGGCCCAGACACCGUCUUCAGCCCCCAGUUCCUGGUGUAUGUCCACGGUGUGACCACCUUCCUGCUUCCCUUCUUAGGGCUGCUCUCCAUUUACCUGGACCUCCUGUGCACCAGGCGCAGACAGAUCCACUUCUAUCCAUCAGAACCAACCGAAGGCGACCUAUCUCUUGCCCAUUCCCUGGCUCUGUCCCUGCUCCUCCUGGUUCUGCUCUGUCUGCCCCUCCACACCACCCACCUACUGUGGCUCCUUCGUCCAGACACCAGGAGCCACACUUGGGCUUACCCUGUGGCAAAGUUCCUGUCCCAGUUGUACAGUCUUGUGCCUCCGCUGCUCUUCACUCCCGGUACCAAAUGGAUGGGAGGUCCUCCGUUUCCUCUAGGUGUGUCGCAGGUAUCUGCAGUGGUGGGCCCUUCCAGAGGGAAGGCCCUGGGUAUGGCUCUGUGUGACACCAUGCAGAGGGCCCCCUGGUGCCAAGACACACACUCCCUGAAGGCCCCCAAACUGGGCCCAGAUGUCUGA
Gadus chalcogrammus (walleye pollock) is the source of this 1242-nucleotide messenger RNA. RefSeq lists its product as uncharacterized. Gene Ontology annotation, molecular function: G protein-coupled receptor activity. Lineage: Eukaryota; Metazoa; Chordata; Actinopteri; Gadiformes; Gadidae. Gene Ontology annotation, biological process: G protein-coupled receptor signaling pathway. The coding region runs from base 1 to 1242 and encodes 413 amino acids. The record is from RefSeq and is a predicted model, not a curated record. Gene Ontology annotation, cellular component: membrane. The transcript has 2 exons.